AUGUCAAGAACCCCUACGAUUCUCCCCCUUAUUGCAAACUUAAAGAAGCAUACGAUCAAUCCUGCUAACCUGGCUACUUGGACUCAUGCUUCUAUCGCCACCACCAAAGGACAUCCUCGCAGGAAAGAUGAUCGGUUGUGGUACUCGACGGGGCAAACUCUACUACUUGGACUAGGCACCGGACAAUGA
Prunus armeniaca (apricot) is the source of this 189-nucleotide messenger RNA. Lineage: Eukaryota; Viridiplantae; Streptophyta; Magnoliopsida; Rosales; Rosaceae. The record is from the annotation of a GenBank genome assembly.